GCAGAAUCUUUUAUUAACUCAGUACCUCAUCCGCACAACAAAGAAAAUCUGUCCGAAGCCUGAAAGUCCUGUGCCUAAACGGCCGCUGAAGCUACGGAGAUGAAAGCUUACUGAAGCCGUUUUCAGUUAUUCACAGACCGCAGUGCGGAAAGGAUGUUCGCGGUUCCCGAGUAAUUCGAACUGAAUUGCGUUCGUUAGUUCGUUACGUGUUUUGUGUUAGUGCUUCUGUAGUAGGAAUUACAAAUGAUAAGCAUUGUUUCAUAAGUUUAUAAUACAAUUUAUAAAAAGUGUUUCGUUUAAAAAGCUCAAUAUUUGUUACUUUCUAAGGCUGAUUCAUAAAAGCUAUUUAUUUCAAGUAAUUUAAAGGAAAAGUUUACAUCUGCUGGAAGACAGACCAUGUUGAUGUCAUUAACACACAUGAGAACUAGAAAGUGCUAGAAUGUGCAAAAACGUGAAGAAUGUAUCUUGGGAGACGGAGACUCUGAUGGGUACCAAGCCGAAGUCGCGGUGGGGCAACUUUUGCCCUAGAGCUGCCCUGUCGCAUGUCGGCUUGUUUGUGGCCCUCAUGCUGUAUACAGCGGGCGGUGGACUGGUAUUUCGAGCCUUAGAAUACCCAGCGGAAUUAGAAAAACAAGAGUACCAUCGAGACAGACUGUUAACGGAGCGAUGGAAUUUAAUUCGUUUCGUGUCAGAGCGAAGCAAUGGCACGGACUACAGUGAUGGUGUAGAGAAAUUACUGAGUGAUCAUUUAGCUGCUUAUGAAAAGGUUUUAGAAGAGGCAUCUUCGAGUGGUUUGUCAUUAGAAGUGGAAAAAAACUUUCCACCCUUAGAAGAGAAAUGGAGUAUACUCCAAGCUGUUUUCUUCUCCUCCACAGUGCUCACCACAAUAGGAUAUGGUAACAUUGUACCAGAGACGUUCUGGGGUAGGCUGUUUUGUAUUGCAUACGCCCUUAUCGGAAUACCACUCACACUCACCGUUAUCGCUGACUUGGGCAGAGUGUUUGCCACAUUUGUUUCCUUCAUAGCCAAACAACUACCUGAAAUGCCAAAAUGCUGUACACGAGUGACAGAAGCAAAUCCAGCAGGUCAAAGAUCGCUGUACGCAUUAGGAGCAGUCGGUUUUCUGUUUGUAUAUUUAUCCGCUGGUGCCGGACUGUUUAAGAUGUGGGAGGAUGAUUGGUCUUUUUACGAUGGAUUCUAUUUCUGUUUCAUCACCAUGACAACCAUUGGAUUUGGCGAUAUUGUACCAAAAAGACCCAAAUAUAUGUUACUGUGCACGCUCUACAUUUUAAUUGGUUUGGCUCUUACGUCGACCAUUAUCGAGCUGGUGCGAAGGCAAUAUGCCAGAUCUUGGCAACAACUGAGGGCGCUCUCCGGCCCGCUGGCAGACACACUGAGACGACUCGGCGACGCCGGCAGGGGAGUUGAUGUGUCUAGUCUGCACAGUGACCUUAGAAAAGUACUUACAGUGGUGACAAUGCCUCGACUCAGCAGUGCUGGAGGUGGAGCUCUCACAGACAAACGACGACUCGAAUGGGAAGCCGCCGUCGAAGCUGUUAUCAGAGACAUCACUUCGCCCGUUCAACAGAAACCUCCGAUCGUUCAAAUUGUUAUCUACGAAUCCUCAGUUUAACAUAUUGCUGAGUCUUGGUUUUAGUUUACGCCUACUUUUACAAUGAAGUAUGAUACAGCUUUAAACGUCGAUGACGUAAUAAUUAAGGUUUCUUUCUCAUAAUCGCCACUGCCGAUGCCCUUCCAAUUAUAUGAGCUCCGAUCACGGAUGCCCUUACGCCAUGCCAGCGUGAUAGUUAAACAUUUUGGCUAGCAGCUCAAGGACACCACCGGCUUGGAUUAAUACGCAAAUAUUUCAUUCUCGCUGAUGCGCGACCUGACGUGACUAUUGAUGGCCUGAUUGAUACCGAACAAAUUUAUAAUAUUUCCAUGCUCUCUGUCAAUUAUAACUUGCAAAUUAACGUGAAUGAUUGAUAUGGGGUUUGGUGUUGUUUUCAUAAGCAUCGAGUCAAAUGCUUAUAGGAGCUUUGGAAGUAUUAUUAACCGCACUCAAGCCGUUUGAUCAAUGAUUAUCUGUUUAUCUCUCUCACCAUAGACAUUUUCCUUGAUCUUGUUAAAAUAUAGCAAUGGGCGUAAUACGACACUUGUUUAAUGGUUAUGUCGGUGUGUUCUCGUGCCAACAGCGGAAAAAAUGUGAAUCUUUGUGAACGAUUUUAUUUUUGAUUGACAAGCGUAUUGGGUAAAGAUGUUCGGUCCGGCGGCGUAUUGUCUAGACGUGUCAUGUGAUGAAUACAAUUAUUUUUAUACUUCAUCUCGAUGAAAGUUCAAGAUGUUUCGAAUUAUGGUGAAUUUGAUGUAUUUUUGAUUUAAUUUCCACACUGCCCUUCAACGAUGUGUUAUGUAUUGUUUUCACAGUAAAAAGUGAUGAAACGGAAAACGUUUUACAAAAUGACAAAUUUUCGUUUAACUGCCAGUGAAACUAGAAUGUUUGUAAAACGUUUUGUGAAUAUAAUGUUACAUCCUCGAUUAAAGAAUGACAUACUUUUGACUGUUUUAAAAAUACUUAGAACUUUACUCAUUUUUUACGCAGCUGGCUGGUGUCGUUAAAACAUUAUGUCACAGUAAAAAAAGUCGUUUUUUUGGGUUUUCCUUAGUGGUUCUGGCUUUAAAAGAGUUCCGAGACAUGCCCUGCAGAGUUUUAGUGAGAGUUUUAUAAGUAAAAGGAGUCUUACCGAUCGUAUGUUUGGAGAAUAUGAAUGACAUUGCUAUAAAUAAAAAUGAAUCUUGAAAAUGAUUUGUAACGCGGAGAAUAUUACGUAAGAUUAAAAAAAAAAUACUUUAAAUACGUGAAAUGAGUAGUAUUCAAAGAGAGGCUCUUCAUGUGCAUACUCCAAGUUAAUGUAGAUAUUUAACUAAGAAUGUCUUGCCAAAUGACUUUCCGAUAUCAGAUAAAAAUAGCAGUGGCAGUAUGGGACGAAUACUGAUGUAGAGAUUCCUGAGACAUGCCAACAGAACAAUGUGGUAUAUUCGUAUUCCUAAAUACCUGGUCAAACUAGGUUAAAGAGAAUGAUAAUAUCUAUUAAAUCUUAGUACAGGUGAUGCACUACAGAAAUUUAUUUACGUUAACGUAUUUGAUCUUAAGUAUUUUUUUAUCAAAAUAACAAUGUCAAAAUUUAUAAUGCUAUAAAAGAUAUAAAUUAUUCAGUCGUUCUGAAGAUAUCUCCACAAUGUCUGCUACUUGGAACAAAUUACAAUUCAGUUUCGAAUCCAGUAUUAUCUGGACUAGGGCUGUUCGAACCAGAACGCAUAAAUUAGGCAAAUAGAAUCUGAUACAGCGCUUAAUUACAAUAGCACUUGUAAUAUCAUUUACUUUGAAUGAAUGAUCAAGAUGUACCGUUCAAUUCAAAUGAAUAGUCAAGUAGAUAAAGAAUAUUUAGUCCACUUACGCUACUUUUAGUAUCGGCGAUAGGCGAUAUUGUGGAUGCAAAACACCUAGCUAGCUAGUUCGGUCGAUGGUUUUAUCGUUUUUGAACGUUUGGAAAAUAUUGCUGAUACUAAGGUUGACAGUAUAUUCAACUGAAUUUAAAAAGAACUUUAAAAGAACACAAGAUAACUUAAAUCAAAAGAAGACUCUUGAUCAAAUGAAGCAUACAAAUAGAAUUGAAUCAAUAUAAUAUUAUGCUGUUUAUUUUGAAAAGACAUUAUUAUACAUUUAAGUACACAAAUAAAUGUAUAAGUAUUACAUAGCAAAUACUGGUAUAUAAUAUUAUAACAGCUAAUGCAAAAAAAUGAGUUACAAAAUGGCGGCUAGAUUUUAAAAUUCCUUCAAUAAAUUGAUUCCUACCUUUA
Manduca sexta (tobacco hornworm) is the source of this 3861-nucleotide messenger RNA. Its product is annotated as TWiK family of potassium channels protein 7. Gene Ontology annotation, molecular function: potassium ion leak channel activity. NCBI's taxonomy places the organism in Eukaryota, Metazoa, Arthropoda, Insecta, Lepidoptera, Sphingidae. Gene Ontology annotation, cellular component: membrane. Gene Ontology annotation, biological process: potassium ion transmembrane transport; stabilization of membrane potential. The record is from RefSeq and is a predicted model, not a curated record. Bases 440 to 1633 code for a protein of 397 amino acids. The transcript is spliced from 9 exons.